CCAAUCGCCACUCGAAGGAGCUCUUCUAGUUACCUAAACGAAACAUACACAAACAUGGCGACAAGACAGACAGUCAAGAUGCUGCCCCCUCUUAGGUUUACAAUAUAUUUGUUAUUUUUCUUUGCUCCUGGGACAUUUUCCUCCACCCUUCGUCUUCAUCGAGACCAGCGGUUCUUGCUACCGCAGGACACGGGUUUUUCUACGGUGAACGCAAAUGAAGAAUUUAUCCAUGGAAUAGGCACGGAUGCGAAGCGACGAGCUGUACGUAGUGCAAGGGAAGACAGAGCUUCGGGCAUGUAUCAGCAUCGCAAUCGGCGGAGUGCAGUCGAACCACCCGUGCCAAAGGUGUAUGGACAGGCCAACCUGAACGAUUCCCAUAACCAGAUGGUGGUGCACUGGGCCGGGGAGAAGAGCAAUGUCAUUGUGGCGUUGGCCAGAGACAGUGUCGGAGCCACAGGUCCCAAGACUAGCUCGGUGUACGUGUCUUACGACUAUGGAACCAGCUUCUCCCCCAUCUCAGAGAGGUUUCAGCUGAGUGGGGAGAAGGAGAAAGAGGGGAGCAAGCAGGUCAUCUCCCAGUUCUACCACAGCCACGCUGACAAUAAGAGGUACCUCUUUGCAGACAGCACCAACAGCUACCUCUGGAACUCCUUUGACUUCUGCAAGACCAUCCAGGGGUUCUCCAUCCCCUUCAAGCCGACAGAUCUGCUGCUGCACAGCAAGAAAGCCAACCUGGUCCUGGGCUAUGAUGGCUCCCACCCCAACAAACAGCUAUGGAAAUCUGACGAUUUUGGAGAGACAUGGGUGUUGAUCCAAGAGCACGUGAAGGCCUAUUUCUGGGGUGUGGAGCCGUACGACUCCCCCACCACGGUGCUGGUCCAGAGGCAUGAGCCCCAAGGAGUGUCCAGCAUCCUCAGCAGCACCGACUUCUUCCAGAGCGAGCAGAACCGCAGAGUCAUCCUGGAGAGAGUGGACAACUUCCAGCUCCGGGACAAGUACAUGUUCGCCACCACUUCCACAACUUUGUUGGGGAGCCAUGAACCGUCGUCCGUCCAGCUGUGGGUGUCCUACAACCGCCAGCCAAUGAAAGCCGCCCAGUUCAUGACCCGCCACCCAAUCACAGAGUACUACAUCGCUGACGCCUCGGAGGACCAGGUGUUUGUUUGUGUCAACCACGUCAACAACGUCACCCACCUGUACAUCUCAGACACGCAGGGCCUGUCCUUCUCCCUGUCCCUGGAGAAUGUUCUAUACUACAGCCCAGGGGGUUCAGGCAGCAACACCCUCAUCAGGUACUUUGCCAACGAGCCCUUUGCUGACCUGCACCGUGUGGAGGGUCUGCGCGGCGUCUUCGUGGCCACGCUCAUCAACGGCUCACUCAGCGAGGACAACAUGCGCUCAGUAAUCACCUUCGACAAGGGGGGCACCUGGGAAAUGCUGCUGGCCCCAUCCGCCGACAGCCUGGGAGGAACACUGGACUGCCAGCUCUCCAAGGGCUGCUCCCUCCACCUGGCCCAGCGCUGGAGCCAGCUUCUCAACAUUCAGUUGCGCAGGAUGCCCAUACUGUCCAAGGAGUCAGCGCCAGGGCUCAUCAUGGCCACAGGUUCUGUGGGCAAGAACCUGGCCAACAAGCCCAAUGUGUAUGUGUCCAGCAGUGCUGGGGCCAGAUGGAGAGAGGCGCUGGCCGGUCCUCACUUCUACACGUGGGGUGACCAUGGGGGCAUCCUCAUGGCCAUCGCCCAGGGGGGCUCCACCACACACCUCAAGUUCAGUACCAAUGAGGGGGAGACGUGGACGGACUUCCAUUUCUCCGACAGGGAGGUGUAUGUCUACCAGCUGCUGACGGAGCCGGGGGAGAAGAGCACCAUCUUUACCAUCUUCGGCUCCUAUGCUGACCAGAGACACAGCUGGCUCAUCCUGCAGGUCAACGCCAGCGACGUGCUCGGCGUGCCAUGCGCCGAGGGAGACUACAAGCGCUGGUCCCCGUCAGACGAGCGGGGCAACGACUGCCUUCUGGGUAGAGAGAUGGUGUAUAAGCGACGCACGCCCCACGCCACCUGCUUCAACGGUGAAGACUUUGACCGCCCCGUCACCGUGUCCAACUGCUCCUGCACACGCCAGGACUACGAGUGUGACUAUGGCUUCAAGCUGAGUGAGGACCUGGCCCUCCAGGUGUGCCUGCCCGACCCCGAGUUCUCAGGGAACCUCUACGCGCCUCCCGUGCCCUGCCCUGUUGGCACUACCUACCGUCGCAGUACAGGGUACAGGAAGGUGUCUGGGGACAGCUGUAGUGGAGGGGAUGUAGAAGCCAGACUGGAUGGAGAGAUGCUGCCCUGUCCUGUAGGAGAGAGUAAUGAGUUCAUCCUGUACGCUGUGAGGAACUCCAUCCAUCGCUAUGACCUGGCCACAGGGACCGACCAGGCCCUGCCCCUCUCUGGUCUCCGCGAGGCCGUGGCCCUAGACUUUGACUACGAAAGGAACUGCCUAUACUGGGCCGACAUCUCGCUGGACACCAUACAGAGGCUUUGUCUGAACGGCAGUACGGGACAGGAAGUGAUCGUGAGGAAGGACCUGCAGAAUGUGGAGGCCCUCACCUUUGACCCCAUCAGCAGGCUGCUUUACUGGGUGGACGCCGGAGCGCAGAGGAUUGAGGUGUCUAACCCUGAUGGGGACCUACGUCACACUCUGCUCAACUCCUCAGUGCUAGAGCAUCCCAGAGCUCUGGUCCUCAUGCCAGGAGAGAGCCUGAUGUUCUGGACGGAUUGGGGUGACCGUGCGGCCGGCGUGUACCGCGGCUACAUGGACGGCUCCAACGUGUCAUGCAUCGUGUCCGAGGGCGUCCGCUGGCCCAACGGCAUUACAGCUGACGACCAAUGGCUGUACUGGACCGAGGCCUACGGCGAUCGCAUCGAGCGGGCAGACUUCGCCGGCGGUCAGCGCAGUGUGGUCAUGGAGGGCCUGCCUCACCCCUACGCCAUUGCUGUUUUCAAGAAUGACCUGUACUGGGAUGACUGGUCAAGGAGGGGCAUCUUCAAGGCUUCUAAAGCAGGCUCCCAGGACAAUGAGCUGAUAGUGGGUAGACUGACCGGGGUCAUGGACCUCAAAAUCUUCUACAAGGGCAAGACCAGAGGCCAUAAUGCCUGUGCAGACCAACCCUGCAGCCUACUGUGUCUACCCCAGCCCGGGCACCGCCACACCUGUGUAUGCCCCGACGGAGCGCCCACCACCACCCUACCCAAUGGGGUGCUCCAGUGCCAGUGUCCCACCGGCUACCAGCUCCACAACAAGACCUGCAUCAAGACAGAACACACGUGCCUGCCCAACCAGUACCGCUGCUCCAACGGCAAGUGCAUCAGCAGCAUCUGGAAGUGCGACAGCGACAACGACUGUGGCGACAUGAGUGACGAGCAGGAGUGCCCCACCGCCUCCUGUGACCCGUCCAUCCAGUUCCGCUGUGUGGCGUCCGGCUCCUGUAUCCCGCUGGCAUUCAAGUGUGACCACGAGGACGACUGUGGGGACAACAGUGACGAGGAACACUGUGAGAGUCACCAGUGUGGACCAGGGGAGUUCACGUGUGCGCGGGGUGUGUGUAUCCGCGAGGCCUGGCGAUGUGACGGAGACAACGACUGCAGGGACUGGUCGGACGAAGCCAACUGUACAGUGGGUCACCAUACCUGUGAGGCCAGUAGUUUCCAGUGUCUCACGGGCCACUGUAUCCCUAAGCGUUGGGUGUGUGACGGUGAUGAUGACUGUCAGGACAGCUCUGACGAGGAGCGAGCACACUGCGUGGGGGAUCGCUGUAAUGGCUUCCUGUGUUCCAAUGGCACCUGUCUGCCUGCCAGUGCCCACUGCAACGGAGUACAGGACUGCCCAGGGGGUGCAGACGAGCAACACUGUGAUCCCCUGUGUACGCGCUACAUGGAUUUUGUGUGUCAGAACCGAGCCCAGUGCCUGUUCCAGUCUCUGGUGUGUGACGGCACCAAACACUGCGAGGACGGAUCCGAUGAGGACGUGGCCUACGCCAGCUGCUCCACUCACCCUGAGUUUGAGAAGACGUGUGACGCCUACAACUUCCAGUGUGCCAACGGAGUGUGUGUGAGCCUGGGGUGGAAGUGUGACGGCAUGAACGACUGCGGGGACUACUCUGACGAAGCCAACUGUGGCUCCCCCACUGAGGGGCCAGGCUGCGCGCGGGACUUCCAAUACGAGUGUCGUAACGGGCGCUGUGUGCCCUCCUGGUGGAAGUGUGACGGAGAGAAUGACUGUGGAGACUGGUCUGACGAGGCUCAGUGCACUGGAGGAGUCACGCCCCACACCCCAGCCCCAGGCCCGUCCUCCUGCGCCCCUAAUCGCUUCCACUGUGGCUCGGGAGCCUGUAUAGUCAACUCCUGGGUGUGUGACGGCUACGCUGACUGUCCCGAUGGCAGUGAUGAACUGGGUUGUCCCACAGCAGCCAACGGCACAGCGACACAGGCCCCGUGGCCCACCCACGCCCUUCCCCCUGGUCGCUGCACCAAGGGCCAGUUCCUCUGCCGGAAGCCCCCCACAUGCAUCCCUGACUGGCAGCGCUGCGACGGCCACCAACACUGUCUGGACGGUUCAGACGAAGCCCACUGUCCCACGCGAGGGCCUCUAACGUGUGUGAACGGCACGCGCUGCGCUGACGGGGAGGCCUGUGUGCUGGACGGUGAGAGGUGUGACGGCUUCAUGGACUGCUCCGACCACAGUGACGAGGACAACUGCACCACCGACUCUCUGGUCUACAAGAUCCAGAACCUGCAGUGGACGGCAGACUUCUCUGGCGCCAUCACCCUCACCUGGUCCAGACCUAAGAACCUGCCCCUGGCUUCCUGCUACUUCCUCAUCUACUACAGGCUGGUGGGAACCCAGCAGUGGACCUCCAUGGACACACACAGCAACAAGAGCAGCUACACUCUGACGGUGCUGAAGCCAGACACCACGUACCAGGUGAAGGUGCUGACACAGUGUCUCAGCAAGCAGCACAAGACCAACGAUGUGUUGACCCUGAGAACGCCCGAGGGAUUGCCCGACCCCCCCAGAAAUCUGCAACUGUCAUGUGACAACGGAGAGGACGGCACGGUGGAGGCCUCGUGGAGUGCUCCAGACAAAGCCCACGGACUGAUCCGGGAGUACAUUGUGGAGUACAGUGAAAAAGGUGUGGAGUGGUUCUCUCAGCGAAGCACCGGCAACGGUGCGGAGGUCAAAAACCUACAGCCCAGCACUCUGUACAAGUUUAGGGUGGCAGCAGUGACUGGUCGAGGUAUGGGGAACUGGACUGAGGUUAAAUCCAUCAUCCCCAAGAAAGCUCUGCCACCUCCCUCAGUUAUCACUGAUAGCAUCACAGAAGACUCGAUGAGCCUGUCUUUCAGCUUUAACUCCCAAUAUGAGGUGAGGCAGUAUGUGGUGGUGUUGUCCUGGGUGUUUGAUGCUCACGUGAAGGAGAGCAGGAACUACACCGUGCGAGGCAGCAUACUGAAAGCUGCCAACCUGACCACGGGGACCAUCUACGAGGUGGCUGUGUGGGCCCACACCAGUGUAGGAGACAGCCCCACAGCCCUGUCCCGCCAGCAGACCAAAGGCACCCAGCCGGAGCCUCCCCUCCUCAAGGCCCGGGCCCUCAACCAGAGCUCUGUGGACUGCAGCUGGACUGUAACCGGCUCCCCCGCACAGGUGUAUGGCAUCUUCUUUGCCACCUCCUUUUUGGACCUGUACCGCAGCCCUCGCAGUGUGUACACCAGCGCUAGCAGCCGGACUGUCACCGUGGACAGUGAUGAGCAGUACCUGUUCCUCGUACGGGCCAUCUCUCCCUACCUGGGCCCUCCCUCUGAGUCUGCGGUGGUUAAGAUGAUUCCUAACGAGCGGCUGCCUCCUCGUAACCUGCACAAGGUGCGCGUUGAGAAGACUCAGGCUACAUUGAAGUGGCAGCCUCCCUACGACUCCCCCAGCACCCCUCUGACGUACGCGCUGCACCUGAAGGACGUGGUGCGUAAGACGGAGAGCAGCUACAAGCUGACCACCCAGAACAACACGGUGGAGUACUGCCUCAAGGGCCUGGAGCCCGGCGGACACUACAGCGUCACCGUCCGCCUGCGCAACAUGAGCAAGGAGGCCAGCUCCACGCUCAACACAAUGCCCCUGCCUGCUCCAGAGGCUCUGAAGAUACUGACGGAGAAAGACCAUGUGAUCCUCUUCUGGAAGAGUUUGGCCGUGAAGGAGAGGACCUUCAAUGAGAGCAGGGGCUACGAGGUGCACAUGUACGACAGCCUGUCCAACUCCACCGUGCUCCUGGGUAACACCACGGAGACCUUCUUCCGGAUCAGCAGCCUGCUGGCGGGCCACAACUACACCUUCUUCGUCCAGGCCCGCUGCCUGCUCAACGGACAGCUGUGUGGUGAGCACGCCCUGCUGCUCUACGACCAGCUGGGACAAGAUCCCAGUGAUGCGGCGCGGAGCUCGGGCCAGUCAGGGGACAUGGCGGUAGUGGUGGUGCCGGUGCUGUUCCUGCUGCUGCUGGGGCUGUGUGGGGGCCUGGUGGUCCUGUACCUGAGGCACCGCCGCCUGCAGAACAACUUCACCGCCUUCGCCAACAGCCACUACAACUCCCGCCUGGGCUCGGCCAUCUUCUCCUCAGGGGACGAGCUCGGUGAUGAUGACGAAGACGCCCCCAUGAUCAGCGGCUUCUCAGACGACGUUCCCAUGGUGAUUGCGUAGCGGGACCACCCCUUCACCUCUUCUUCUCCUCCUCCCUAUCACUCUAUUACCACACUCUGCCCUGCCUGUCCCAACCCGUCACCUACGCGCCGGUGCCCAUGUGAACACGACAAAAGGUCAGAGGUCAAGAAAGAAGGUGCGCCAACACUUUUGUCAACCCAACCCCCUCCGAGAAAAAAAAGUCUUAUACGAUUCAGGAUCAAAGGAAGAAAAAGUGAAACGCAACGAGAGAUAUUUUUAAAAGAAAAAUACGAUGCACUUUUUUAGGAUGCGCAAUAACUUAUUUUUUUAUACAUAAUAUAUAUAUAUAUAUAUCGGUUAAAGGACUUUGUUGGGCUGGAACUGAUGCUAACUGUGAAGGAUUAUGAGUUUGUCAGGCGUGUCACGUGUUGGAGUAGUUCGGAGAAAAUACCCUUUUGAACUACAAACUCACUCCAUAAAGAACAGUUCAUUGCUUGAAGCCAAAAUAAGCACCUAGCAACUGGAACAUCCAAUGCAGAAAAAACACACAUAAGGAAAGAAAAUAUACACCUAAUACUGUAUAUGUAAAAAAUAUUAUAAUAACCAAGAAAUGCUUAAUAAAGGGAGUGAGGAACACAAGCUCUUGACACAGCAUAAAUUAACCCAGGAACAAGUCUUUAUGGUAUUUAUUCAUGAUUUGUCUCACUUUAAAGACUAUACUAUUGGCCCAUGGUACGUUGUUUACAGUGUCUGUACUGAAAUCGCUCUGAAUAUGUGGCUGUCUGUUCCAAUGAGAUCACUUUAAUCCAGGGGCGCAACUUUCACUGGGGACGGGUCCCCCCCAGUUUUAUCAUUAGAAUGUGAUACAAAAAAAGGCAAC
Messenger RNA from Coregonus clupeaformis (lake whitefish), 7573 nucleotides. RefSeq names its product sortilin-related receptor-like. Lineage: Eukaryota; Metazoa; Chordata; Actinopteri; Salmoniformes; Salmonidae. Gene Ontology annotation, cellular component: Golgi apparatus; membrane. The record is from RefSeq and is a predicted model, not a curated record. Gene Ontology annotation, biological process: protein targeting to lysosome; protein retention in Golgi apparatus; post-Golgi vesicle-mediated transport. Bases 55 to 6732 code for a protein of 2225 amino acids. Gene Ontology annotation, molecular function: protein binding. The transcript is spliced from 48 exons.